CGUUUAUUUAUAGAUAGCCUAACAAAAUGGAUGAUCCUACUUCGGAGCGCGUAUCCUCAAAGGAACCGCAAGCGAUUGAGCACCGACCGCGCCAAAAAGCCAAGCCACCAAUGUUAAAUGAGGAGCUUCUUAAACGAGGCGCGGACCAGCGUGCUCGCGACGCGGAGAAACCAGCGGUGCAGCUUAGUCGCGAGCAGGUAUCCAAGGCCUAUGACAUUCUCGAGGAGCAGCGUGUCGGCCCGUACGCAAUCAAAUACGGCACCUUCGGAUCCAUUGGCGCCAUCGCCUACACCUACCUACGGGGGUUCUACUACCUGUCGCAGAAGAACCGGGACGCCUGGAUGGGGACCUUCCGGUCGCGUGUGUUCAUCAUGGGCCCGGUGCUGGCUGCCUACCUGACCGCCAACAACAUCCUCCAGCUACCCUUCAAGGAGCAGCUGGAGGCGCAGCUGCAGCGCCGGGCCAUCUGCAUGUACGACAUAGUCACAGCCAAGCAGACAGUCAAGCUGGCGAAGGAGCUCCCGCUAACCGCCCAGAUGUGAGGCAUGCGUGUGGAGGCAGACGAGCGAGGGCUGCGCGGCAGGGAGGGGCGCGCGGCAGCAGGGUGCCGGCCGUGUAUUGUGGCAGGCUGAGCAGAGGAGAGAGGUAGCGGCGGUGGUGCCGGGCCUGAUGGGCACGACUGAGCGAGGGCAGGGUCAGGUGGUAGCUGUGUGGCACUGGGUUAAGGGGUGUGGGCUUGGGCUGGUGCGUGUGGUAUGUGCGCUGGGGGGGGGAGGGUCAAUUGGUGUGCGGCAGAAGGCCACGAGUCUGUGAUGCGCACGAGGUGUGAGUGCAUGUGGGCUGUGGAGGUGCGGCGGAGUGCCACAGCCGCAGUGCAGCACCGGCGGUUGCUGUUACUGUGAAAGUACGGCAUGGAUGCCACCUGGGGCGGGUUUCGCCCUCACGGCGUGUGGUGUGUUCUCUUUACGUGGCAGACCACCUCUGCUUCUGAGAUGGCGGGCGCGAAGUUGUCACUACAAUGUGUGUGUGCCCGGUAUGGGGCAGGCAUUGGUCCGUUGGGGGCUACAAAUGCAUCGGGUUGCCAGGUCUGGCAUGGAUACAAGAACGAGACGCGCCCCCG
This is a messenger RNA of Chlamydomonas reinhardtii, 1120 nucleotides long. RefSeq lists its product as uncharacterized. The transcript is spliced from 5 exons. The record is from RefSeq and is a predicted model, not a curated record. The coding region runs from base 111 to 542 and encodes 143 amino acids. Lineage: Eukaryota; Viridiplantae; Chlorophyta; Chlorophyceae; Chlamydomonadales; Chlamydomonadaceae.